Messenger RNA from Pochonia chlamydosporia 170, 1554 nucleotides. Its product is annotated as cytochrome P450. The record is from RefSeq and is a predicted model, not a curated record. The transcript has 5 exons. Lineage: Eukaryota; Fungi; Ascomycota; Sordariomycetes; Hypocreales; Clavicipitaceae. The coding region runs from base 1 to 1554 and encodes 517 amino acids. Gene Ontology annotation, molecular function: iron ion binding; oxidoreductase activity, acting on paired donors, with incorporation or reduction of molecular oxygen; monooxygenase activity.
AUGUCGAUAUCACCACAAAUCACGCUGGCCAUGGCCAUUUCACCCACUAGCAUGAUACUUGUAUCGGCACUAGCUGUUGUCGCAUACUCGAUAUUGCUGGCUGUGUACCGCCUCUACUUUCACCCCCUCAGACACAUCCCGGGGCCCAAACUGGCCGCGGUCACUAGCUGGUACGAGUUCUACUACGACGUGAUCGGGCAAGGGACGUUUUGCUGGGAGAUAAAACGGAUGCAUGAUGCAUAUGGUCCCAUUGUUCGCAUCAACCCUCAUGAGGUCCACAUCCUCGACACAAGUUUUUACGAUGAGAUAUACGCACCAGCUUCCAAAAAGCGAGACAAAUACGCGGCUUGGGUCGUGUUCCUAGGCGUACCGACUGGUGUUUUUGCGACCUGUUCUCAUGACCACCACCGCAUUCGGCGAAAAGCCUUGAACGUGUCAUUCUCCAAGAAGGCUAUUUACGAAAUUGAGGAUUUGAUUCAAGGAAAAAUUAACACUUUAUGUGGUCGCUUUAGGGAUAUUGCACACAGUAAGAAGGUUGUACGCCUUGAUGCCGCAUUCUUCGCCCUUGCAAACGACGUCGUCACGGAGUAUAGCUUCGGCGAAAGCUACAGCUGUCUCACCAAAGAUGACUUCCAACAACACUUUAAAGAUGUUCUUUUGAGUGGCGUAGAAGCAGCCGCCUUUAUCAGACAGUUUCCUUGGGUCGUUGGCAUUGUGAGAUGCAUCCCCCUCUUUAUAUUGUCGCGAAUAAGCAGCACAUUUGCUGGUCUCUUGAAUUGGGAGGCCAUCGUCCACAAGAGGGUCGAGACGUUGGUCAAGGCGAAAUCGGACAACAAAUCAAGCAUGGGAUCAUCAGUUUUCACAACCUUGCUUAGCAGUGACUUGCCUAUCGAAGAAAAGUCUUAUCAGCGACUAAUUGAUGAAGGCAAAUCACUCAUGGGUGCGGGCAGUGAGACAACGUCAUGGACGCUAACGUUGCUCGUGUGGUACGUGAUGCGAGACCCAGACAUACUUGCCAGCUUAAGAUACGAUUUACGGGAUAUGCCCUCUGGGUCGGGUGAGGCGUCUCUGCUGAAAUGGCUCGAGCAGAGGAAGUAUCUCACCGCCGUGGUUAAUGAAGCCCUGCGACUAAAUCAUGGCGCUGUCGGUCGCCUGCCACGCAUUUCCCACGAUCCAAUGCAUUAUGGCACCUGGGUUAUUCCUUCAGGGACUCCAGUAAGUUCAUCAAACUACUGGGUUCACAUGGAUGAGGCUAUUUUCCCGAACCCUGAAAAGUUCUCUCCCGAGAGAUGGCUUGAGGCCGAGAGGGAUGGUUUCCCUCUGCAGAAGUACAUGGUAUCAUUUUCGAAGGGCAGCCGCCAGUGUGUAGGCCAAACUCUAGCAACGGCCGAAUUAUACUUGACAGUGGCCGCAGUGGUCACCGGCUUUGAUGUUGAGUUUACCAACACCACAGAGCGAGACAUCUUACCAGCUCGAGACUGCUUCAUCCCAAGGCCUGCCAUUGAUUCAACAGGAGUUUUUGCUAAGAUAUUUGAUCGCAGACGCACAGAAUGA